ACCUUACUUCCGGACUGUGCGUUCCACAUACAGGAAGUGAGUUUUCAUCGACUGUUGCAGCCUCCCAGUGUCCGUGGAGAUCAGGAACUCCAGCUGUGGGGAACGGAGUCUUUAUUACACAUCACACGUUCUGUAUUAUCUCUGAUUGACCGAGGAUGGACAAGAACAGGAGUCACAGGACUGAGAGUAUAAUAAAAAUCACCCUGGAGAUCAUCUACCUGCUUACUGGGGAGGAUUACACAGUAGUGAAGAAGACAUCCAGUGAGUGUGAGAUACUCAACAGCCAUCCCCGUCAGGAGGACUGAGUAGAACCCAGAGCCCAAUCACGGUGCCUCCACCUGACUCACUGACACAUGAGAGACACAAUGACCAAAAGAUCCUGGAACUCACCAACAAGAUCAUUCAGCUGCUGACUGGAGAGGAGGUGGAGUGUAUAGAGGAACACAGGGGUCUGUACAAGGACUUGAUGAUGGAGAAUCACCGGCCCCACACAUCACUGGAAGGACCCAGUAACAGAGAUACCCCAGAGAGAUGUCCCCGUCCUCUGUAUUCCCAGGACUGUACAGAGGAGAAUCACAGGAUCCCACAGGAGGAUCAGGGUGAAGCCCAAUUAAAUAAUAUUAAAAUCAAAGAUACAGAGGGAGAAGAAGAGACAUAUGUGACUGAUACAAAGGCAGAAGAUACAGAGGGAGAAGAAGAGACGUAUGUGACUGAUAUAAAGGCAGAAGAUAUAGAUGGAGAAGAAGAGACGUAUGUGACUGAUAUAAAGGCAGAAGAUAUAGAGGGAGAAGAAAAGACGUAUGUGACUGAUAUAACGGCAGAAGAUAUAGAUGGAGAAGAAGAGACGUAUGUGACUGAUAUAAAGGCAGAAGAUAUAGAGGGAGAAGAAGAGACGUAUGUGACUGAUAUAAAGGCAGAAGAUACAGAGGGAGAAGAAGAGACGUAUGUGACUGAUAUAAAGGCAGAAGAUAUAGGGGGAGAAGAAGAGACGUAUGUGACUGAUAUAAAGGCAGAAGAUAUAGGGGGAGAAGAAGAGACGUAUGUGACUGAUAUAAAGGCAGAAGAUACAGAAGGAGAAGAAGAGACGUAUGUGACUGAUAUAAAGGCAGAAGAUAUAGAGGGAGAAGAAGAGAUGUAUGUGACUGAUAUAAAGGCAGAAGAUAUAGAGGGAGAAGAAGAGACGUAUGUGACUGAUAUGAAGGCAGAAGAUACAGAGGGAGAAGAAGAGACGUAUGUGACUGAUAAAAAGGCAGAAGAUAUAGAUGGAGAAGAGGAGACGUAUGUGACUGAUAUAAAAGCAGAAGAUACAGAGGGAGAAGAAGAGACGUAUGUGACUGAUAUAAAGGCAGAAGAUAUAGAGGGAGAAGAAGAGACGUAUGUGACUGAUAUAAAGGCAGAAGAUAUAGAGGGAGAAGAAGAGACGUAUGUGACUGAUAUAAAGGCAGAAGAUAUAGAGGGAGAAGAAGAGACAUAUGUGACUGAUAUAAAGGCAGAAGCUAUAGAGGGAGAAGAAGAGACGUAUGUGACUGAUAUGAAGGCAGAAGAUAUUGCGGGAGAAGAAGAAACGUAUGUGACUGAUAUGAAGGCAGAAGAUACAGAGCGAGAAGAAGAGACGUAUGUGACCGAUAUAAAGACAGAAGAUAUAGAGGGAGAAGAAGAGACGUAUGUGACUGAUAUAAAGGCAGAAGAUACAGAGGGAGAAGAAGAGACGUAUGUGACUGAUAUAGAGACAGAAGAUACUAAGGAAGAAGAAGAGACGUAUCUGAAGGGUGAUCAGCAGUGUAAGGAGGAGGAGAUCCCUACAGAUAUCAGCACAG
Messenger RNA from Pseudophryne corroboree (corroboree frog), 1817 nucleotides. Its product is annotated as retinitis pigmentosa 1-like 1 protein. The record is from RefSeq and is a predicted model, not a curated record. Lineage: Eukaryota; Metazoa; Chordata; Amphibia; Anura; Myobatrachidae. The transcript has 6 exons. The annotation marks the transcript as partial.